Molecule: messenger RNA, 2865 nt
Organism: Plectropomus leopardus (leopard coralgrouper)
Lineage: Eukaryota; Metazoa; Chordata; Actinopteri; Perciformes; Serranidae
Gene: rbm28
Product: RNA binding motif protein 28
Cellular component (GO): nucleolus
Molecular function (GO): mRNA binding
Source: RefSeq, a predicted model, not a curated record
UCCAACAUGGCUGCCCGCGUAUGUAAACAUGCGACCUAAACUAGAAGCUAGUGGCGUUCAAAUUUAACAGUUCAGUAGUAUGUAUACACGUCGCUCAUUCGUGUGAUAUCGAAUAAUUUGAUAUAAACAGCAUAUGCGGGAUUGUUAACAAAGUAGACAUCAAUUUGUAAGUUAAUAUCGAGCCAGAAAAGCUAUCGUUGGCGAGCUAACGGCUAACGUUAGCCAGGCAGCGCAGAGCCAUGCCAGCGCAGACCAUAUUCGUGGGCUCUUUACCAGCUUCAGCUUCAAAUGAUCGACUAACGGAAAUAUUCUCUGAAAUUGGUCCAAUAAAGCAAUGCUUCGUGGUCAGAGAGAAAGGCACAGAAAAAUGUCGGGGUUUUGGCUAUGUCACAUACUCCAUGCAGGAAGAUGCAGACCGAGCCAUAAAAGAAAUAAAAGAAUACGACGGACACAGGCUUUCUAUAUCAGUGGCAAAGAGGAAAGUAAAAGACAAAAGGAAAACAGCACCUAAAAAAACAGCGGCAGCACCUGAAGAGCCAGCUGCAGAAUCAGAGGAAAAUCCACAGAAACCCAAAGGCUUCAGGAAAACCCUCCUGAAGGCCAGACUCAUCAUAAGGAACCUCAGCUUUAAGUGUUCAGAAGAUGAUCUCAAGCAAGUUUUCUCCAAGUUUGGAACAGUUCUUGAGUCCAAAAUUCCCCUCAAACCUGAUGGGAAGAUGCGAGGAUUUGCCUUUGUGCUUUUUAAAAAUGUCUCUGAAGCAGCGAAGGCGCUUAAUUCUAUGAAUUUGAAGGAGAUUAAAGGUCGGCAGGUAGCAAUUGACUGGGCUGUGCCUAAGGACAAGUUCAUCGCUACACAGCAGUCCUCAAGUACAGGAAAUAACAAUACAGAAAAGGCGGCUGCAAAACAGCCUGAAGCAGAGAGUGACACAGAAGACGAGGACGAAGAAGAGCCACGAGCAGCAGCUGGGAAGAAAAAAGCCAUUUCAAAACCAGCCGUGCAGCACGUGGAAGAAUCCCAGUCAGAUGAUGAAGAUGAUAGCGAGGAACAAAGCAGUCAGGAGGAAGAGGAGGAAGAGGAGGAUGAUGAUGAUGAUGAAGAUGAAAAAGAGGAUGAUGAUGUGUCCCAAGAGGCAGAAGACGAAGAUGACGAUGAUAAGAGUAGCCUUGAUUCAAAUGAUGAUCAAGAUGAGAGCGAGGAUGAUGAGGAAGAUGAGGAGGAUGAGGACGAAGACGAUGAAUCAGCUAAAAAGAAAACCCCCAAGAAACUUCUGCCUUCAGAUGUCAACGAGGGCAGAACACUUUUCAUCAGGAACCUGUCCUUUGACACGGAUGAAGAGGGUCUUGAGGAAGUUCUCCUUAAGUACGGAGAGCUUAAUUACAUAAAGAUUGUUCUCCACCAAGACACAGGACAUUCAAAAGGUUGUGCAUUUGCUCAGUUUAAGACUAAAGAGGCUGCAGACAAAUGCAUGGCUGCAGCACAGGAUGAGGCAGAGAAUGGUGGUAUCCGUGUAGAUGGCAGAAAGCUGUUGAUUGUGGCAGCGGUGACCCGAGAGGAUGCUGCCAAGCUGAAAGUGAAGACUGUGAAAGUAGAAACAGGCACCAGGAACCUGUACCUGGCCAGAGAGGGAUUGAUCCGUGCUGGAACCAAGGCCGCAGAGGGCGUGCCUGAAGCAGACAUGAUCAAAAGAACCAGAUUUGAAGAGAUUAAGAGAGCCAAGCUUCGGGCCAUAAAUGUGUUUGUGUCAAAGACUCGUCUGUGUGUCCACAACCUGCCCAAGUCAGUGGACAAUAAAAAACUCAAAGGUCUUUGCCUCCAAGCAGUAAAAGGAAGCAAGAAAGUACGCAUCACAGAGUGUCGGGUGAUGUAUGACAAGAAGCCAGAGAAGGGUCAGGUGAUGGGACAAUCAUUAGGUUAUGGCUUUGUCCAGUUCCAGGACCAUGAACAUGCUCUCAGCACACUUCGUUACCUGAACAACAACCCUGACGUCUUCGGCCCACACAAGAGACCUAUUGUUGAGUUCUCUCUGGAGGAUUCGAGGAAACUCAAAAUAAAAGAAGUGAGACAGCAAAAAAACAAGGAGUUUUUCCGAAAUCGGCUUUCUAAAGGAGGAGCGAACCCUGGAGGACCCUGGAAAGGUGGGAAUAAAGCAAAGUCCUCAUCAGAGUCGUCAGGAAAUGAGAGAGCUCCUCUUCAAAGCCAAAAGCAGGACAGACGCUUUAUGGGCUUCCAAACCAACCCUGAGGUUGAGCACGUAGAUUUGGAGAAUGGGAAGAAACGAAAGAAAGUUCUACCCUUUCCUUCCCAUCGGGGACCUAAAAACAGAAUGCGUGACAAAGGAAAGCAACAGGCUCCGCCUCCCAAGAAAGCGAGGCCUGGAUUCAACAGGAAUGAUCGUCAGAGACAACAGAUGGAAAAGCCCACACAUCCCAGAAACCAGAAGAUUAAAACAGCAAAGAAACAUUUCAAGAGAAAGGAUGGGGACCGUUUUGACAGCCUGGUGGAGCAGUACAAGAAGAAACUGAUGGGAAACAGUGACAGGAACAUCAGCGGCAAAAGAAACAAGUGGUUUGAUAGUUAAUGGUGCCUGUGUGUAUGUGUGUGUAUGUUUGUGAGUGUGAGAGAGAACAUGUUCUUGAAUUUGACGUCAUUAAGGCUACCACAGCAGAAGUGCUCCACAUUAGACAUCCUGAGGCUUAUAAAUAAGUACUUUGGUUCCCAUGAAUUAAUUUUGUUUUAUAACUAUACAGUAUUUGAUGUCCAUGUGUGAAACUUUACUGUCACCUAACUUCAUUUAUAUCGUUCCUGCAUAUCUGAUAUUCAUGUUUAUGGUUUGUUUUUUUACUACUAAAACAAACAGAAUAAUG